This is a messenger RNA of Macrobrachium nipponense, 2823 nucleotides long. RefSeq names its product polyphosphoinositide phosphatase-like (gene FIG4). The coding region runs from base 18 to 2516 and encodes 832 amino acids. Gene Ontology annotation, biological process: phosphatidylinositol dephosphorylation. Lineage: Eukaryota; Metazoa; Arthropoda; Malacostraca; Decapoda; Palaemonidae. The record is from RefSeq and is a predicted model, not a curated record. Gene Ontology annotation, cellular component: intracellular membrane-bounded organelle. Gene Ontology annotation, molecular function: phosphatidylinositol-3,5-bisphosphate 5-phosphatase activity. The transcript is spliced from 18 exons.
AGGUUGAAGACACAACCAUGAUCUACAUUCCACAUGAGUCUGUACGAAAGCAAAGUGAUGAUGAAUCAAAAUAUGUAAGGUUAUUCCAGAACAUUGACCUCUCUUCCAACUUUUAUUUCAGUUAUAGCUAUGAUCUAACUCACAGUCUGCAGUACAACAUGUCACCUCCAACGGAAAUACCUCUUGAUGUGCUUUUAAGCUUUAAAGGUCCUCCUGGAGAAGGAGAAGCAGAGAAAACUGAAAACGUUUUUAACUCUUCAUUAAGCUCAAAGGAAACAAAUGUGUCAUCAAGCAUGAAGUCAAGAAAUAAAGAUCUGCCUGAUAAUAGUUCAUCAAGUAAAAAUAAUGAAAAAAGUGAGGAAAGUGAUACAGCAGCUACAAAUUCCUCAAAGCGAAGCAGUUCUUCAUCUACAAUGUACUAUGGUGUCCGUAACAAACCUCAUAAGAAAUUUAUAUGGAAUGGAUAUCUUCUGAAACCUGUUGAAAACAUUUUGCAUCCUGCCUGGAUAUUGCCAAUAACCCAUGGAUUUGUCGCACAGAGUAAUAUAUCUGUUUAUGGACGGCCAUUUUACCUAACCCUUAUUGCUCGCCGUUCUUGCUGUUAUGCAGGCACUAGAUUUUUGAAGAGAGGAGCAAAUUAUGAGGGGGAAGUAGCCAAUGAGGUGGAAACAGAGCAGUUGGUAUUUGAUGCUCAUGUGCCAUCAAUACAUUCUGGAAGAUACACAUCUUUUGUUCAGAUUCGAGGUUCUAUUCCCUGCCAUUGGUCCCAAGAUGUUAGUAAAAUGGUUCCAAAGCCACCUAUAACAUUUGAUGUCAUGGAACCCUUUGCUGAUACUGCUGGUAAACACUUCAAUGAACUCUUGCGACGGUUUGGAUCUCCCAUUGUAGUAUUAAACUUGGUGAAACGUCGAGAGCGGCGACCUCAUGAGUCCAUCCUUAAUGCAGAAUACUGCCGUUUGAUUCGUCAACUUAACAUCACAUUGCCUCCAAGUCAUCGUAUCCAGUAUGUUGCUGUUGACAUGGCUCGCAUUAAUAAACAGAAAGAAGAGAAUGUCAUGAGUCGCUUAACUGAUAUAUCAUACCGAGCCAUCAAGAAGACUGGUAUAUUUCAGAGUGCCCCACCAUAUUACAGCCAUCACCUUAAUCCAAAUAUUCAUGUUCGCCAUAUGGAGAAGACAAGCACACAGGGAAAACAAGAUUUUGGAUCUCACAAAACCAAUGAAUUAGUUGAACGUCGAGGACGAAAGCAAACUGGAGUUGUACGUGUGAACUGCGUUGACUGUCUUGAUCGCACCAAUACAGCACAGUUUUGCUUAGGAAAAUGUGCUUUAGCAUUUCAGCUUUAUGCCUUAGGAGUUUUGGAAAAGCCAUUCCUAGAAUUUGACAGUGAUUGUGUAAGGAUGUUAGAAGAGAUGUAUGAAGAUCAUGGAGACACUUUAGCCCUGCAGUAUGGAGGGUCACAGCUAGUACACAGAAUCAAGACUUACCGACGCACAGCUCCUUGGACUAGCCAGGGAAAUGACAUAAUGCAGACCCUGUCUAGAUAUUAUAGUAACACAUUUUCAGAUACAGAGAAGCAAAAUGCUAUCAAUUUGUUCCUUGGUGUAUAUCUUCCUUGGGAUGCCUCUCAUCCUAUAUGGGAACUACAGUCAGACUAUCUUCUACAUCAUUCACUUGCAAGGGGAAUUCGUCCAUGCCACCUACGAAGUACCAGUCAGUGGUGGGACUCUGACCUUAUGGAAACUUUACCUGUUCCUGUUGAAGAAGCUAGGAAGAAUGUUGCUCUUCUGAUACCUGUUGCAAAGCAUGAACCUAAGGUUGACCUGUACCAAGAUCAUUAUCGACCAACAGAAUUCUGUGUAUUAUCUGAGCUCUUCAGUUAUCACAUGAGUCAUUCAGUUAGGGACUACAUGCCAAACUUUACAACAGAUGAAAGCCCAUUUAGCGUUCGUCGCCGUCCUGGAAAACGGCAAGAAGAAUUGUCCCGAACUGUGAACUCAGGAUCCCCAUCUCCCAAAAAUCCAAACAUGACUGGUCAGGCCUCAACAUCAUCUACUACAUCCAGUGGCACAAGUUCUACUGAAAGUGAAGCCAGUGAUGAAGAUGAAUUAUCCAUUGCAAGUACUGUCAGUGAUGAGGAAGAAGACAGCACAGCCCCUACUUUGUCCUUAGUAUCAUUUUUUCCCCCUAUGACAGAUACUUAUGGAGAUUAUUUACAUGAACCAUCAAGAACUGACAAUGGUAUAUAUAAAAGAUUUGAACAUAUCUAUAAGUCAACAAGUGGACCAGUACAAAAGACUAGUGUGUGCAGUGGCAGUAGUGGAGUUUCAGUCCCCCUGGUGUUUAUUCAGCGUUCAAGCUUCUGCUUAGAUUCAACGGUGGAAACAGAUCCUCCUACUGUCCCCAGACGUUCUCGUGAAUUAUAUAAUACUUAUGUUGCCAAGGCAACCAAAGGAACACAACCUCCACCUAACAGAGACCUCCUUAUGUAUAGGAAAUUUGCAAGUUUUGCUUGAGAAAUUUAUUCUUCAGUUUAUGCUUUCCAAUACUAUAUUUUAACUUAUAAAUCUAUUUUUUAAAAACUAAUUUUCAACUUUGUAUAUUUUGUUCAAUCAAGUUUUAUUAUUCAUGUUCACUUUUCUUGUCAGAUCCACAAAUAUAAAUUAUCAUGCCAAUUCAAACAGACCUCUCCUUACGUACUUAGGAAAUUUGCUAAUUUUGCUCGAGAACUUUUAGUUUGUUUUCCAUUUUAAUAUAUUUUAAUCAAAACCAUAUAUGUAUUUGACAAGCUUGUAUAUUUUGUUCAAUAAAGUUUUAUAAUCA